CGAUCAUGUCUUCCCAGAUAACCAACACGCCGAGCGCAGAUGUCCUCACUGGUUUCUACUCUUACACUGACACGCUCAAAGGCGUAUACUAUGGACCUGGUUGCGUCAAUGACGCCCUUCCCAAACUCUUGGCUACCAUAGGUAGUACAAAAGCUUUGAUCGUCACGGGGAAGUCGCUGCGGGAAAAGACCGAUGUCAUUUCCAGGAUCGAGACUAUCCUGAAGGAGCACAACGCGUACGGGGCAACGUUAUCUGAGAUUGGUGAACACGCUCCCGUGAGCGGGAUCCACAACGGCGUCAAGCUCUUCAACGAGAUUCAAGCCGACGUCUUCGUUGCUGUUGGCGGCGGGUCUCCGGUAGACGCGGCUAAAGCCAUGUCAUACUUCAUUCAGCAGCAAAGAGGUGGAAGUUUUGUGAAACAAAUAGCUAUCCCCACUACCCUUAGCGCCGCGGAAUACACGGCAGGGGUCGGUUAUACCAAUGAAGAGGGCCAAAAAACUGUGCUUAUGUCUCCAUUUUUGCCACCCGCGGGCGUUAUUCUGGAUGCAGAACUUACCAUUACAACCCCUGAACGUUUGUGGCUGUCGUCCGGUAUCAGGGCGCUUGACCAUGCAGUCGAGGGGCUCUAUCGUCCACUCCUUGCUCUUCCUGCAAAGGUCCUAGGUUAUGCGGCACUCGCCGACCUAUUCAAAUACCUCCCAGAGUCGAAAGCGAACCCCAAGGAUUUAGCUGCGCGUCAGAAGCUGCAGGUGGCGGCUUGGAUGAGUUUAUGGCCCAUAAAGACGGAAAGACCCAGCCCCUUGGGUCUUUCGCAUGCGUUGGGACAUAAGUUGGGAGCAACCUAUGGAAUUCCGCACGGAAUCACUUCGUGUCUUACACUGGCCUCCGUUAUUCAAUACAAGGCGGAGACUGCUCCAGAGGAAGAUAAGCGCUCGCUUGCAGAGGCCUUGUUCUACCUCCAGGAGCCGUCGACGGGUACGCUCGAUGGUGAUGUCAAAAAGCUUGCCUUUCGUAUAGACGGUCUGGUUAAGCGCCUGGGACUGUCGACCAGCCUCGAGGAAAACAAAGUACCCAAGGCGGAUCUGGCCAAGAUAGCGAAGCUGGCAUUAGGCGAGGAUCAGUCAACUCACCCUCAGGUUGUCGAGCUACUGGAAAACAUUUACUCGAAGAGAGGGCUCUGAAAGGUUGAAUGGGGAUACAACUCAACGUAUUGUACUUGGAUAACCUCGUGGAUGUACUGGAACUUCGCCUAAAAGUUUAUAGCAAC
Molecule: messenger RNA, 1267 nt
Organism: Coniophora puteana RWD-64-598 SS2
Lineage: Eukaryota; Fungi; Basidiomycota; Agaricomycetes; Boletales; Coniophoraceae
Product: Dehydroquinate synthase-like protein
Exons: 8
Coding region: 6-1181 (391 amino acids)
Cellular component (GO): mitochondrion
Molecular function (GO): metal ion binding; alcohol dehydrogenase (NAD+) activity
Source: RefSeq, a predicted model, not a curated record